GUGCUCGUGCCCGGGCUGUGUGUGUGUGUGUGUGUGUGCGUGUCUGCUCUCAGGCUGGGAAAGCGCUCGCCUGUGGCAGGAUGUGGACAGACACUACCGUACACGACCGGAGUGCGACGCCAUGCUGCUAGAGCUCGCGCUUCCGUGCGAAACGCAGACGUGUAGGUAGGUCGCACAGAGAGAGAGAGACGUGUCGAGCGCGCGCGGCGCCGGUAAACCGAAAUGGCAACCGAAAGUUUGUAACUACUGCGGGUGGAAAUAAAGAGCCGCUCAAGGUCAGGCGAGGACGCUGCGUAGUUUUUCCAACCAGCCCAAAGUGAUUCCCGCAAUCUCAGGAAGUGCGGGAGGCGAGUUUAUCCAGGUGGCGCGCGCGUUCGCUUCUCCUUCACGCAGGAUUUAUUCAGGCUGAACUCGUUUUCUCGCUCCCUGGAAGUUCAUCACACCAGCUAGUAAAUGACUGCCAGGGUAAAUGGAUCGGAUCCUCGAGCCCAGGGUCCGAUCCCGACUCCUUCUCCUUCUCCAUCAGGACCCGGACCCGGACCGGACUCCCUGGCAGAGCUGGAGCCGAGCAGCGAGCCUCAGACCGCCGUCGAAGACGCGAAAAACACCGGAGUGAAAUUCGCCAAGACGUUCCUGCUGAUCUUCCCCGUGUACGUGUUGGGUUACCUGGGCUUCAGCUUCAGCUGGAUCCUCAUCUCCCUCGCCGCGCUGUUCUGGCUCAGACGGAACCAGGGGACGAGGUUUUCAGGAGUAAACAAAGCGCUGGCCUUUUUCGAGCACGAAGAGAAAGAGCAGAAACAGAGUUUACCAACUUCCGAGCUGCCGCCCUGGGUUCAUUUCCCUGACGUGGAGAGAGUGGAAUGGCUCAAUAAGACAGUUCAGCAGAUGUGGCCAUAUAUUUGUCAGUUUGUUGACAAGCUCUUCAGGGAGACCAUCGAGCCCGCCGUCAAAGGCGCUAAUGCACACCUCAGCUCUUUCUGCUUCUCCAAGAUUGACAUGGGGGACAAGGCCCUGAGAGUGAACGGCGUGAAGGUUUACACUGAGAAUGUAGACAAACGACAGAUUAUCAUGGACUUACAAAUCAGCUUUGUUGGAAACACUGAGAUUGAUGUGGAGAUUAAGAAAUACUACUGCCGAGCGGGCAUCAACAGCAUCCAGCUGCACGGGGUGUUGAGGGUCAUCAUGGAGCCCCUGUUGGGAGACAUGCCCCUGGUCGGAGCACUAUCUGUUUUCUUCCUCAAAAAACCUCUGUUGGAUAUUAACUGGACGGGUCUGACUAACCUGCUUGACAUCCCAGGACUAAAUGGACUGUGUGAUGGUGUGAUUGAGGACAUCGUGUGCAGUUACUUGGUGCUUCCCCAGAGAAUCACCAUCCCACUGGUGGAGGAAGGAAAACUCGCCAAAUUACGUUUCCCAAUGCCACAGGCUGUUGUACGAGUGCAUUUUCUAGAAGCCCAGGAUCUUUUGGCUAAAGACACGUAUCUGGGUGGUCUGAUCAAAGGGAAGUCUGAUCCAUACGGAGUCAUUAAGAUUGGCAAUCUGCUCUUCCAGAGCAAGGUCGUCAAGGACUGCCUGAAUCCCAAAUGGAAUGAAGUUUUUGAGGCAUUUGUGCUCGAUCAGUCAGGGCAGACUUUGGAAAUUGAGCUGUUUGAUGAAGAUCCUGAUGAAGAUGACUUCCUCGGCAGGCUUGUGAUUGACCUGAACGAGCUGCAGAAGGAGCAGAAAGUCGAUGAGUGGUUUGUGCUGGACGAGGUGACGGCAGGUAAACUACACUUAAAGUUAGAAUGGCUCUCACCUCUUGCCACACCAGAGAAACUGGACCAGGUGUUGAGCAGUAUCAGGGCGGAUAAAGGCCAGGCCAACGAUGGUCUCUCCUCAGCACUACUGCUAGUACACCUGGACUCGGCCAGGAACCUGCCUUCUGCGAAGAAAGUCACCAGUGAUCCCAGUCCUUUGGUGCAGGUUAAAGUUGGACACAAGUUUUACGACAGUAAGACACGUUAUAAGACCACUGAGCCUGUUUGGGAGGAGGCUUUCACAUUCCUAGUACAUAAUCCAAAGACUCAAGACCUAGAAGUGGAGGUAAAGGACGAGAAGCAUGAAUGUACAUUGGGGAGUUUUACGCUCCCUUUGACUCAGCUGCUGCAGGCUGAACAGAUGACCAUCAGUCAGAGGUUUCCACUGAAGAGUGCAGGACCCAGUGCUACUCUCAAAAUGAAGAUUGCACUAAGGGUUCUUAGUUUGGAGAAGGUGUCAGGUUCAGACCAGCAGUCAUCUGUGCAGGUUCGCAAUCGAAGUUCCAGCGUCGUUCCAAGUGCAUCAAUUUCCAAUCUUGCCCAAAAUGCCUCAGGUACGAAGAACACCCCCAAACCCUCUGGUUCCGGUGUGAGCUCCAAGCCUUCUUCACAACAACCAGUUGUUUCUGAACGUCAGUCUGUCAAUGACCUUCAUCGAUUGACUGAUUCUAUACCCAACACCCCAUUGGACGACUCUCCGGUUCGUCUGGUGGAUAAAGGCCGGAGUACGUCCAACUUGGCAAUUUCAGGUUCCCAGAUGAACCUGAACAACAAAGAGCCAACACCAAGCAUUGCCUCUGACGUCUCCCAUCCAUACGCUUCCCAGGAGCUACACCACAGACUUAAAGAGUUGCAAAAUGGUUCCACUUCUGGACACUUUCCUCUGGGAGAGAUUGAGCUGACACUAAGACACAGUUCCCAACGGAACAAACUUGUAGUCGUGGUACACCAUUGCAGAAAUCUGAUAUCAUUCACGGAAAGUGGUUCUGACCCCUACGUACGUUUGUAUCUGCUUCCGGAUAAGCGGCGAUCUGGACGUAGAAAAACACACACAAUGAAGAAAAACCUAAAUCCAGUCUUUGACCAAACGUUUGAGUUCAGUGUAUCACUGGUAGAGCUGCACAGAAGAACUUUGGAUGUAGCAGUGAAAAACGGUGGAGGCCUUUUGUCUAAACACAAGGGUCUUCUCGGCAAGGUGAUCGUGGAUUUGACAUCGGAGGACAUAUCAAAGGGCUGGACACAAUGGUAUGAACUGAGUGAAGAUGGACUGAGAAAACCAUCUGCUUAAUCAGAACACUGUUUCCUUUUGCUGGCCAAAAAUCAGGACUUCCUGCAUGGAAUCCCUGCAGAGACUACAAAUGGCAGCCAUGCAUAAGUGUUGUAAUUUUAGUGGAUGGACAUUUUCUAUAUAUCUAAUAUGUUUAAUAUUAAUUUUAAAUAAGAUUUUUUUUAGAUGACUUGCCAAAAGAAUAUAUUGCUUUGAGUUGAUUUAUGGUGCAGCUGCUGAAGUUGCUUUAUGGUCUCAUGGUUUAAUCUGUGCAAUAGAAAGAUUUGUGUAUGCGUGCUUGUGUGCACAUGUCUGUGUGUGCGUUUGUGUGUGUGGGGGAUUUAGUAAUGAAAAAUUAAAAGUUAAAUAAACAUACAUAAUAUGACAUUUUACAGACAUGUAUGUGUUUAUACUCAUGCAUAAGUGUGUGUAGUUCUAAAACGAAUUAUGUACUUAUGCUGUGUACUACUAUGACUUAUAUGACAUUUUGCACUUGCGAAUGUGUUUGUGUGCAUUGGGUUUGGGAACACAGAUGAAAAUUUACAUACUACACAAGGUUUUUCUUUUUCUAUCUAGUUUUUGGUUUGUUUGUUUUUGUUUGUUUUAAUAUUUACCAUGUUGUACAUGCUCAAUGUUCACUUGCAGAGGCCUUUAGAAAAUACUGUACAAGGCUGUAUAGAUGAAAACCAAAGCAUAGUGUCCUCUUGCUGGUUACUGCUGUCCCUUUAAGUCCUCUGAAUUAAAUUUUGUAGUGGACAGGGACACGUUCUGUUUUUAUGCUUUUAUCAAUAAGGUGGUCCAUAAAAAAGAAUUACUGAGUAGAAUGAAGUGAUAAAAAAUGCUGUUGACAUGCUCCUGAUGAGCUUUCCUUUCAGGGUUCUGUUUAUAUAUGUAUAUAUUUUUCUUGUGCCUUAGCCCUGCUUGGGUAUACCAAUAGCAACUGCAUGCCCCUUCAAAGUUGACACCACGACACAUUCAUGAAGCAAAUAUUCUUGCAAGCCAUAUUGUUAAUAAUAAUAAAGCAGACUAUAUACUAUAUUAGACAUUGAAUAAUGCACACCAUCUCUCAGUACGUAAUCCAAAUGACACUUUAUCACACCUCAACUAAACUAUACAUGGUCAGGGGCAGUGCCAUUCUGCCAAUUUCAAGAUCAUGAUUUUUUUUUUUUACACUCACUAGUCACCAACUCAUUAGCACAGAAAUAGCGGGAACAGUUAUUUAGAAAGCUAGCAACAAAUCACCCAGCAUCAGACAGAUGUAAUUCAGCAUUAUUGAGAGACUGAGACUCAAUAAACUUUAAUCAAUUGUA
Messenger RNA from Clarias gariepinus (North African catfish), 4373 nucleotides. RefSeq names its product extended synaptotagmin-like protein 2a (gene esyt2a). Gene Ontology annotation, biological process: lipid transport. NCBI's taxonomy places the organism in Eukaryota, Metazoa, Chordata, Actinopteri, Siluriformes, Clariidae. Bases 454 to 3084 code for a protein of 876 amino acids. The transcript has 22 exons. The record is from RefSeq and is a predicted model, not a curated record. Gene Ontology annotation, molecular function: lipid binding.